This is a messenger RNA of Insectozyma verbasci, 1314 nucleotides long. NCBI's taxonomy places the organism in Eukaryota, Fungi, Ascomycota, Pichiomycetes, Serinales, Debaryomycetaceae. The record is from the annotation of a GenBank genome assembly.
AUGUCAACGAUUCUACGCAGCAUCAUAAAUUAUAUCAAAAAAUUUAUUUUUUUAAUUUUCAUCAAUAAGACUACGGUAGAAGAUCAUCAAAUCAAUCAAGAAGAGUCUGACUCAGACCUAGAAUAUAUCAAGACUCAAUAUUUAUAUACUAACGAUUUUCAUAUUGUCAGUAAAAAUGAACGGAAUAACAACAGCAUCUUACAAGAUUCAAUUGAUGAAAUUGAGCCAUCCCAAGAAUCAAAUCCAAUUCCUACAUCAUCUACACCAUCUACACCAUCAACUAGUCAAUUACUUCGACAAUUAACAUAUAAGAGAUCUAAUCAGACCACUAAUAAUCAACCUUCAGAUCAAUAUGGUACUAAUCUAUCAAUUGCCAACCCAAUAAAUUAUUCAUAUAAAACAAAACAACAACAAUUAAUCAAACAUGAACCAAGAGAAAGUAUAUUAAAUAUUAGAAAUGAUAUUACACCUUAUCAAGAAUCAAUAUUAAACUAUUAUAUACCUACUAAACCAAUUUCAUUAAAUCAACAUUCAUUAAUUGACAAUUUCAUUUCAGAUUUUUAUAUUGAUAAAAUAUCAUCUAUUUAUGAAUCAACUUCAAAUAAUCUACAGUCUACAAUAACAAAGAAAAGAUUAGAGAAUCUACAAGUAGUUAAAUCAUUAGAUUAUUCACAAUUGGCUAAAGUUCAUGAAAUAUGGUCAUCGAGAUCAAAUCAAAUAGUAGCUAAAAAUCCGACAUUAGAAAUAUCAACUCAAGAUUUAUUCACUUUAAAAGAUGGACGAUGGUUAAAUGAUAAUAUAAUUGAUUUCUAUCUAGAAUUAGUGAUGAAGAAAUAUCCAACUGUUUUUGCAUGGACAACUCAUUUUUAUUCAACAUUAUCAGGUAAAGGAUAUCUGGGAGUUUCCAAAUGGGCAAAAAGAAGAAAAGUGGAUCAAUAUAAAAAAGAAAAGGUUUUAGUUCCUGUAAAUAUAUCAAAUACUCAUUGGGCAUUGUCCGUCAUUGACAAUAUCGAAAAGACAAUUACAUACUAUGAUUCAUUAGACACAAAACAUGGAAAUCCACAAGCAGUUAAAAAUUUAAAUGAAUAUAUGAGACAAGAAGCUUUAAGAUUAGGUCAUACACCAAUUGAAUAUGAAUUAAUUUCAUUUUUCAAAUCACCUCAACAAAAUAAUGGUUCUGAUUGUGGUGUUUUCACAUGUACUGCAGCAAAAUUUAUAUCGGGAAACCAAGAAUUAAAAUAUAGUCAAAAAGAUAUGAAGAAUAUACGGAGAAGAAUGGUUUGGGAAAUUUUAAAUUCAAAUGUGAUAGAUUAA